AUGAACAAAGUUUUCAUCUGUGCCUUUUUAUUGUUGGCUUUGACUUCUGCUAACCCUGUCAGAAGCUACUUCGAAAGUUUCUUCUCUACUUCUACUGGUGGUUGCUCUUGCUCAGGAAUCGAAGCUAUGGUUGCUGAAAGUGAAGGAAAGAGAAGCUGCGUCUAUUUGGACACUAAGGGAAUCCCCACUAUUGGUAUUGGUUUCAAUCUCUAAAGAAGUGAUGCUAGAUCUCUUAUCUCCAACUUGGGUCUCAACUACGAUUAAGUUGUUGCUGGUAAAUAAUGUCUUACUGAUGCUCAAAUCUCUUCUCUUUUCAACAACGACUUAGUUUGGGCUAAGGCUGGUGCUGCUAACUGCGUUGGAUCUUUCAACUCCCAACCCACUUGCGUCCAAAACGUCUUGAUUGAUAUGACCUUCAACAUGGGUAAGAGCUCUCUUUGCUCAUGGCCUAACUUCGUUAAGCAACUUGCUGCUAAAGAUUACGCUGGUGCUGCUUCUAACAUGUAAGGAUCUGCCUGGUGUGGUCAAGUUAAAAACAGAUGCACUAGAGAUGUUAACAUCGUUAAGAACUGUUGA
This is a messenger RNA of Tetrahymena thermophila SB210, 576 nucleotides long. RefSeq names its product phage lysozyme protein. Gene Ontology annotation, biological process: cell wall macromolecule catabolic process; peptidoglycan catabolic process. The record is from RefSeq and is a predicted model, not a curated record. Gene Ontology annotation, molecular function: lysozyme activity. The transcript has a single exon. Lineage: Eukaryota; Ciliophora; Oligohymenophorea; Hymenostomatida; Tetrahymenidae.